Molecule: messenger RNA, 852 nt
Organism: Cooperia oncophora
Lineage: Eukaryota; Metazoa; Nematoda; Chromadorea; Rhabditida; Trichostrongylidae
Source: the annotation of a GenBank genome assembly
AUGAUGAGCACGAUUCAUCUCAGUGCCUCUAAACGGGCUUCAACAAAGUUUCUAUCGUUUCGUUGGGGAAAUAUCUAUGUGAAAGGUCACUACGGUAUGGAUCUCUGCCGUCAGGAGUAUUACGGUAACGACUUCGCUGGUGCUACAUUCGUCGUCCGAAUAGGCGAUUGUGGAAUGCGACGGAUUAGACAACUUCAACCUCACGGCAUGAAUUACGUGCUAACGUUCGUGACGAAUUUCCAUCCUCAUUUUAUGACGAAAGUCGAUCGAGCCUAUAAUGUACGCUGUUUCUACGCCUACAUUGACAAAACUGUGAAUACUGACAUGGAAGUGAGCAACCUUCCUUCUGAAUCGUUGGAGCAGCAAGCGAUGUUGAUGCCGGAAUGCGAGUAUUCGAUCCGUGAAGCUACACCUGAUGGUCCCCGGAUUCGCACGUCCAUAAUCGGCGCGAAUCUUGUCCAUCGAUGGGACUGUCGUACUAACGCACGUUACGGAAUGCUGGUGCGGAACUGCAAUGCGAUUGACACCACCGGCUUAUCGAUUCCAAUUAUUGAUGAAAGAGGAUGUCCUGAGGCGUUGCCCGUGCAACUACGUCCGAUAGUCUACGAUCCUUCUUUAUCGUCAGCCUACAUGAUUGUCGAGGCGUUCGUCUUCCCUGACCGGAGCAAUCUUCAGUUCCAGUGUCAGCCACCGAACUGUCCACAGAUGGCACGCAACGAGUUCCUCCCAACUUCAGUUAUUGAUGCGUCAGUGAAUCCCACUCAGGUACGACCACAUGUCGAGGCGAACUUCUUCGAUCCACCGUGUUGGGGACGUGGAUUCUCGACGAGAGAACUAUCAUCACCAGGUUAG